Molecule: messenger RNA, 582 nt
Organism: Procambarus clarkii (red swamp crayfish)
Lineage: Eukaryota; Metazoa; Arthropoda; Malacostraca; Decapoda; Cambaridae
Product: G-box-binding factor-like
Source: RefSeq, a predicted model, not a curated record
AUGCAGCUCGAGGUACAGCAGCACGAGGUACAGCACCACGAGGUACAGCAGCACGAGGUACAGCACCACGAGGUACAGCACCACGAGGUACAGGACCACGAGGUACAGCACCACGAGGUACAGCAGCACGAGGUACAGCAGCACGAGGUACAGCACCACGAGGUACAGCACCACGAGGUACAGCAGCACGAGGUACAGCACCACGAGGUACAGCACCACGAGGUACAGCACCACGAGGUACAGCACCACGAGGUACAGCACCACGAGGUACAGCACCACGAGGUACAGCACCACGAGGUACAGGACCACGAGGUACAGCACCACGAGGCACAGGACCACGAGGUACAGCACCACGAGGCACAGGACCACGAGGCACAGGACCACGAGGUACAGGACCACGAGGUACAGGACCACGAGGUACAGGACCACGAGGUACAGGACCACGAGGUACAGGACCACGAGGUACAGGACCACGAGGUACAGGACCACGAGGUACAGGACCACGAGGUACAGACCACGAGGUACAGGACCACGAGGUACAGCACCACGAAGUACAGCACCUCGAGGUACAGCAGCACCUAG